UCAUCAUCAUCUUCAUCUUCAUUUUGUUAUUCAACUAUAUAUCAUUCAUCAUCAACAACAAAUCAUAUUCAUGAUAUAAAAAAUCAUCUUAAUUUUCAGAAAAAUAUAUCUUCAUUGUAUGAACCACCAACAACAGAUAUGAAAUUAUUAAUCGGACAACAACCAACUGUACGAACACAUUCAUUACAUGAUGUUCAACAACGUAUUGAUUAUUUUGAAAAGAAAAAAUUAAUCGAUGAUAAUGAACAUAAAUUACAAGAGAAAGUUCUUUCAAAUCCUUCAUCAACAUCAUCAGCUGAAACAUUACAAUCAGUUAUUGCUAAUACAUUACAACAAACAUUUUUUAAUGGUGAAUCUUAUGGUAGUGCUGUAUCACGUACAAUGAUGAAUUCAACAAAUGGUAAUAAUAAUCAAUCAAUUGCUAAACGUCGAAGUCUUUCAAGUGGAAAUCUUUUUGCAUCAAAUGAACAAAAACGAUUUAAUCGUUAUUCGUCAUCAUUAUCUAAACGUGUACGAACAUAUUCACUUUCAAAUCAUUUAACAAUGGCUAUAACAGCAAUAACAAGUUUUUCAGAAGAACAACCAACUGAACCACAAGAAACAAUGAGUAUGGAUUAUGAAAAUACAUAUUUUUAUCCAGAAGAAACAACAAGAUUCGAUGAUGGUUUAUCACUUACAACAAUUACAUCAAAUAUUCCUGCUAAAAUAACUAAUACACAACAUGAUACUAGUGUAUGUUCAGAUACAACUGUUUUUCAAUCAGAUACUGAUGAAAAUUCAGACGUAAUGAUAUCUGCUGUUAAACAUUAUGGAAAUACAUAUGAUAUUAAUAUGACACCUGAUUUACAAAAUGAAAACAAUGCAAAUAAUGAUGAACAGAUAAUUCGAAUACGACUUAGUUUAACACCACCUGAUCAGCAUUUUUCUGGUAUGGUACAUGCAACAAAAUAUACAGUUGUUAAAGAAAAAGAAUGUUUAUCCGAUUAUGGCAAUACUAAGCAUUAUAUUGAACAUAAUAAUAAGAUAAGGUCAAAUGUAGACAAUGUCUCGUUAAAUAAAUCGAUGACAUCGUCUAUGCAACAUGAUCAUUGUCGAAGAAUUUCUGCCGACGAUGAACAACUAAAUCAACAAGAGAAACGAACAAAUGAUAAUAUUAAUGAUUCUAAUACAGUAAAUCAACAAGCAAUUGUUCAGUCGAUCAAAAUGAAUAAUGGUAUUGAAAUGAUGACACAACAAGAAACGAGUGUUAGUGGUAGUGGUGGUGGUGAUGAUGACGAUGAUGAUGAUGGACAUUAUUCAGAUGAAUCAAAUUAUUCAGAAGAUUUAAGGUACUCAUCGGAUGCGGCUCGUAACAGCUGUACAAGUGAUGAUCUGAAUAAUACAAGUUCAACAUUACGCCAAGAAGCUAUUUCGAUAACACGAGUUCGUUGUAAACGACGUAAAACAUGGAUACGUUCACCUAGUUCACCAACUAGAUCACCUAAUAAUAAUAAUAAUUCGAAACCAAUCAGUUAUCUUCAACAACGUCGUUUAAAAACAAAUCUUAUACAACCAUUCUUAUCAAAUAAUCAAGUUGAUGAAACAGAUGCUUGUCAAAAUAUAAACUCGAAUUCAACGACAACACCAAAAACAUCUACACGUAUUGAAAGAACCAUGUUAUUACAUAAUAAUUCAUUAAAUUGUAAUACUAAUCAAAACAAGAAUAUUGAAACAUCAUCAUAUAAUUUUAUACCAAUAAAUAAUAAUAAUCAUCAUCAUCAUACGAUCAAAACAGAUGAAUCAUCAUUGUUAAAUAUAAGUAGCACUUCAUACCAAGAUACAUCAUCACCAAAGAUUAACAAAAAAACAAAUGAAUAUUAUUCAUCAUCUUUAAGUCCUAUCAAACAUUUAUUAAAUGAAAGUAUCGAUUCCAAUAUUGAAAUUAUACAAAUGGAUGAACAAGAAUGUAUAUUAGAAAUUGUCGAUGGUGUUUUAACAAUUGUACCAAAAGAUAAAUCAAUAUCAUCAUCUAUCGAUAGUACGAAAGAUAAAAAACGAAUUAAUCAUAAUUCUUCUAAAUAUCAAAAUCAACGUUCAUCAUCAAUUGCAUCAUCAGCUUCAACACCAUCUCUAUCUGAACAAGAACCCGAACGUGAUGAAUCAUCAUCAAUUUCAUCAUCAAAACCAUAUCAUAUAGUUUUACAGGAUAAUUCAAUAACAAAACCAUCAUCAUUUCUACAAACCGAUCCACCAUCGGACGUCCUUGAUUUAUUUUCUGCUCCCAUAACAUCAAAAAAUCAAAAAAAUUUACUUGAUGAUUCUUUAUCAUCAGUUUCAUCUUAUAGUGCUCAAAUAACACCUGAAAUAAAAAAACAACAACAACAAACUAGUAUUCCACGUUCAUCAUCACCUAUUCAUACAAAAUCAAAAUCUUCAUCAAGCAAAAGCAAGACAACAACAGCAGAUACAUCCUCGUCAUCUGUUGAAAAUCAAACACGUUCAAAUAAAAAUACUCUUCUUUCUGAAUUACUACAAACUGUUAAAAAAUCUCCACCAACUAAUAACGAAACCGAAAUUGAAAAACCGAAAUCAAAUUCUUCAUCAUUAUCGAAAACUGAAUCAACUUCAACACCUAAACCUAUCAAUAAAGAUCGUAUAAACGAAUUUGCAUCACUUCUAUCAUCAUCUGUUCAUUUAUCUCAACCACAAACAAUUCAAAAACCAAUAAAAUCAUCAACAACAACAAAAAAAUCAUCAUCAUCAUCAACAAUACGUUCAGAAGAACGAAGUUCAUCAUCAAUACCAUCAGCAAAUACAGAACGUGACGAACGUGAAUCAUAUCAUACAGUUAAAUCAAAUAAUUCCGAAGAAAAUCAAACUAAAAAACAUAUUGAUGCACGUUAUAAUGAAAGAUUAGAUGAUCGCGGUUCAAUUAAAGUUAAAACAGCAAAUAUAAAAGCUUUAUUUGAACAAAAAAUAUCUGAUACAAACAAAGCAUUAUCUCAAUCAAGUGAACAUUUAUUACAUUUGACUGAAGUUAAACAACAACAACAACAUCAUAAAAAAAUACCGAUUAGUUAUGGAAGUUUAAAAAGAAAUAUACCAAAUUAUCCACAAACAGGGUCAAAUAACAAUAAUAGACGACAAUCAUAUAAUCAAGAUACUUUACCAAUGAAUAAAUAUACGGAUCAUGUUGUUGGAACAAAAGAUGUUGUUAUCGAAGAUAAACAGCCUGAAAAUGCUCUUAGCAAAGCUAUACGUCGUAAUACAACUGAAUCAGUCGUUUAUUCUACAACAACUGAUGCAUCAGCUAACGGUUCUAUGUCACCAACAAAUGGUUAUUAUUCUGAAACAUUAAUUGCUCGCGAGAUACGUCAAACCAAACAGAAAGAAGAUGAAUUAAAACGACAACGUAAAAAAUGUGGUUUUAUUGAAGAUGGAUCUGGUAUAAUGUCGAAUUCAACUAAUGAUUCGAUUAAAUCUGAAUCAACAUUAUCAACAAAUCAAUCGGUUAAAAAUAGUUCAUUUUUAUCAAAUUUAGAUUUUUUUACAUCGAAAGCAGCAAAUAAUUCAUCAACUGAAUCAAUAUCAUCACCACGUCGUUCAAUUGUUUCAAUACAAAAUCAUACAUUUGAACCACAACAAGAUGAUUCAAAACAAAUGCAUACUAUUGUUUCGCAAGAAUUAAAUCGUUUUAAUGAAAAUGGUGUAUCAAUAAAUCGUACAAGUUCAACAAAUGGUAUACUUCCUCGUUCAACAUCAAAUCAAAAUAUACUCGCAACACAAAAUUCGAAUAAUAUAAUUCAACGUGAAAUUGAAGCUAUACGUGCUAAAGAAGCUGAAUUACGACAAUUAGGUCGUAUUCAACAUACAAGUGAUGAACAUGCUGAUCCAAGAAAAUAUCAAGAACUUGUUUCAACAUUACCAAAAAGUCAAUCAAUUCAAACAAUAUCAACAGGAAAAACACGUCGUGAUAGUGAAAAUCAACAAUUAUCACGCUCGCAUGGACCAGCAAAUGGAUUAUUCAAACCAAAAUUAAAUAAUAAUAAUAAUUCACCACUUUCAUCGGUACGUAAUAAAUUUCCAAGUCCAAAUCCUCAUGCACCAAUUGUUAGUUCAACAAAUAAAAUAGCUGAUUAUUCCAAAUUAUCAACAACUGAUCGACUUGAAUAUGAAAAACGUCAAUGUCAAGAACGUGACCAAGAAUUAAAAAAACAACGUAGUUCAAUAAGUGCUAGUACAUCAUCAACUAAUACAACAAUUAAUGGUGAUUCAGGUAAUGUUUCUCAGGAAGAACAUGAUGAUGAUCAAGAACGUUAUUUUGAUAAAAUUGAACGAUUAAAACGAACUGAAAAUGAAAAAGCUCAGGCACCAAUAGUUCGUCCACCAAAAAAAUUAGAUAUGUCACAAAAAUGGGAACAAAUGAUGGCAAAUAAAAUUGAUGAUUAA
Molecule: messenger RNA, 4428 nt
Organism: Adineta steineri
Lineage: Eukaryota; Metazoa; Rotifera; Eurotatoria; Adinetida; Adinetidae
Source: the annotation of a GenBank genome assembly